AUGACCCACGGUCCCAUCCUCCCCCCAUCCAUGUUCUUCCAUCGUCUUCCUCCUCGCUUCCAUCUCAUUUUCUCUCUCUCUCUCCCAUCAUUCUCUCUCUACGUACACAUGCACCUCGCUAGCUAGGCUAGCUCAAGCUCAGCCACAGUGUCUCGUCGAUCCAAUGGCCAAGAAGAAGGGCUUCACCUCCAUCUUCUCCAGGCUCCUCGUCGUCACCGGCGGCGGCGAUGACGAACGCGGCGGCGGUGCAGCAGCGACGACCUCGCCGUCACCGCCGCCGUGGCCGUGGCCGUCAUGCGGGAACAGACCCCGGACCGUGUCAUCCAGGCGCGACGGCGGCUGCAGUACGAGCGCCGCGGCGGCGGCGUCGGCGGCUGCCGCGAGAAGGAUUGCCGGCGAGAUGUACAAGACGGUCAACUCCGUCUACUUCGACUACUCCGCCGCCGACGGCUACUCCUGCUUCGACGACGACGACGGCAGGGUGGUGGACGACGACGACGACGGCGACAGCUUCUCCACGACGACCGCGUCGGAGGAGUGGUCGGAGGCGGUCAUCCGCAGCCUCGGCCGCACCUCCACCGACCGCUUCUUCUUCGACCCCGGCCCGCCGACCAACUCCAUCCUCGCCGCCGCCGCCGUGCCGGAGACGAAGCCCGUGGCAGCGGCGGCAGUGUUCCACGACGAGGAGAAGGAGAAGCUGCCGGAGCCGCCGGCGUCGCUGGUGGAGGAGAGCGUGGCGGUGGCGGUGGAGUCGGAGGACCCGUACAGCGACUUCCGAUCGUCCAUGGAGGAGAUGGUGGCGGCGCACGGCCUCCGCCGCUGGGACGCCCUCGAGGAGCUCCUCGUCUGGUACCUCCGCGUCAACGGCAAGCACAACCACGCCCUCAUCGUCGCCGCCUUCGUCGACCUCCUCGUCGGCCUCGCCGCCGCCGCAACAACCACCGGCACCACUCCAACGACGACGACGACGACCAGCAGCGGCCGCAGCACCGCCAGCACGAGCACCGCCUGCGACAUCACCACCACCACCACCAUCACCACCUCCUCCGCAACGGCAACAAUGGAGCCAUGUCCAUGCGGCGGUGGAUCAUCCGAUGAUCUCGAGGAAGAAGAAGAAGAAGCAAGAGUGAUGAUCUCACUGGGAGCUAGCAGCUGCAGCUUAGCACCAAGUACAUUUGCUAAUUCUUGAUUAAUUCUGCUAAUUAAUUUGAUCUUGGUGAUUAAUCCAGCAGAUAUCCUGGAAUUAGAUCUGAAAAAUGUACGUUUUUUUUUGGAAUUUUUUUAGUUUGGUUUUAUGUUUUUUUUUGUCUUGAUAGUAUAGUAUUUACAACCUGGUGCACAUAUAUAGGUUGGAGGGAUCCAAUGUACCAUAUAGAAUUAAUUAGGGAGCUCCAUACUGUAUUAUGAAAAUGAGAUACUAGCUUUGACUUUUCAAUUCAACGGUCUCUAACUUAAGGAGCAAUUCAUCA
Molecule: messenger RNA, 1469 nt
Organism: Oryza sativa Japonica Group (Japanese rice)
Lineage: Eukaryota; Viridiplantae; Streptophyta; Magnoliopsida; Poales; Poaceae
Product: transcription repressor OFP13
Biological process (GO): negative regulation of DNA-templated transcription
Source: RefSeq, a predicted model, not a curated record